GACGAGGAUGCGUGUGUGGCUGUCGCUAAGUUGGAUUUAGGGGUUUCGUUGACGUACAGUUGCUGAAUCAUGGGGAUUCAAGGGUUGCUGCAGUUCCUUAAAGAUGCUUCGGAGCCGGUCCAUGUGAAUAAGUAUAAGGGGCAGACUGUGGCUGUGGACACUUACUGUUGGCUUCAUAAAGGAGCUUUUGCUUGUGCUGAAAAAUUGGCAAAAGGAGAGCCAACAGACCAGUAUGUUGCUUAUUGCAUGAAAUUUGUUCAUAUGCUCCUGACUAAUGGAGUGAAGCCCAUCCUUGUGUUUGAUGGAUGCACUUUACCUUCAAAGAAAGAUGUUGAGAAGGCAAGACGAGAGAAGCGCCAAGCCAAUUUGCAGAAGGGGAAACAGCUGCUGAGAGAAGGCAAAUUGUCAGAAGCCAGAGAUUGUUUUUCACGGUCCAUUAACGUAACCUCUGCGAUGGCACAUGAUGUAAUUAAAGCUGCUCGGGCUGAAGGGGUAGAUUGUAUUGUUGCUCCAUACGAAGCAGAUUCCCAGCUGGCAUACUUGAAUAAAAAUGGUUUUGCACAGGCAAUUAUUACAGAAGAUUCUGACCUACUGGCUUUUGGUUGCAAAAAGGUUAUUUUGAAAAUGGAUAAACACGGAAAUGGGCUAGAAAUUGACCAAGCGCGGCUGGGAAUGUGUAAGCAGCUCGGUGGCGUGUUCACAGAGGAGAAAUUCCGUUACAUGUGCAUUCUCUCAGGCUGUGAUUAUCAUCCAUCUAUUCAUGGCAUCGGUUUGGGCAAAGCAUGUAAACUUCUCAAAGUUGCAAACAACCCAGAUAUUAUAAAGGUCAUACAGAAAAUGGGACAGUACUUGAAGACCAACAUAACCAUUCCUGACGAUUACAUUGAAGGAUUUAUUCGUGCUAACAAUACGUUCCUCUACCAGCUGGUGUUUGACCCUCUGAAAAGAAAGCUGGUUCCCCUAAAUCCAUACGUCGAUGAUGUUAGGCCUGAAGAACUGACUUACGCGGGACCAAACAUGGGUGAUCACAUUGCUUUUCAAAUUUCCCUGGGAAACAUUGACAUAAAUACCAUGGAAAAAAUUGAUGACUACAAUCCCGAUGACCGCCAGCGUUCUAAACAGCGAAGUCAAACUUGGAAUAGCAAAGGAUCUGCUCAAAUGUUACAUUCAAACAGCAUCUGGCAAAAAAACUACACGUCUCCAACAAUUCUGCCAGACGAGGGGAAGAAAACGGAGGAAAAAAGUGCACCUAGGGGGUUAAUCCUUCCGAGCAAUAAGAAAACUGUGAAAAGGCCUCAUGAUGGCGACGGGACUGAUGCUGACCUUCUCAGCCAGUAUUCUUUUUCAAAAAACAAAAAAGCAAAGCAAGAGCCGGAGGAUAACUUAACGCAACUUAAGGAUUCCAGCCCAACAAAAACUCUGCAGCCGUUGGAGGAUUGUUCUAAUAAUACAGAGCCAAGUCCGCGGCCUAAGAUCCGAAAUAAUAAAUUUGCUACCUUUUUCCAGAGAAGAAAUGAGGAAUGUGGAGCGGUAACUGCCACAGGAACUCGUAGUAGAUUUUUUUGCAAACCUGAAGACCUAUCGAGUUCAUCAUUGAUUGAGGAGGGGAAGCAACCUGCGGGGUGUGAGACUAUAAAUGGUAUUGAUAACCUACUAGAAAUAAACCACAAGGAGGACGCUAUAAAGGAAGAACAGUCUGUGUCUCCGGUGUCUGGGGAUCUUGGAUUAAAAACGGUACAGGUCUCGCCUCUUCCCACCCCAGGAGGAUGCUUCAGCUGGCCUGGCACUUUGUCCUCCGGAGGCUCAAGGACUGUCGCUCUCCCUUCAUCCUUGCUGUCACUUAGGAAGUUUCAGAGAGUCAAACCAGAUUUAGAAUCUGAUACUGUGAAUGUUAGGACUGGCUUACUCAAUGCAUUAACCGAAGAUGUCGACAAGCAGGACGGUACAGAAAUUACUUCAAGCCCUUCAGAAACCGACAAGGCCUCAAUCCCAGAAAAUGGAGAUUCAAGCUCUGAAGAGCUGGACAAUUCAUUGGAGUCUCCUUCCCAGAAAACCUCACCUGCGUUUCCCAGGAAGACGAUUGUAACCUCUAAGAGCAAGGUUCCUGGACUCGUUAAACCAAAGUCUUCAUUUUCUGGUCAGGGGAAAAAAAUCAAACCAACUGGACCUGCUAAAGUUAGUGGUUUGAGUCGAGGUCACGCAAAAGCUGCACGAAAUACUGAAAACAAGCCUGGACUACAAGCAACUAUUAAUGACCUGUGGAAGAACUUUAGCUUCAAGAAGUAAGCUCUUCCAGAGAAUGGUGUUGCUGAUAGACUAGUGUUAUCGUUCUUUCGGAGAGGAGACGAGAAUAUGAGGCUGCUGCUUCACUUUAUUGAAGUUUCAUAGUUCUCUAUUUAGCUGAGCGUGUUUGAAUGUGAUCUGUCAUGAACACAAUAUACCGGAAUGUAUUAAGGGGAGCUGAGAGGCUCAAAUUACCUCCUAUUAGCUUCGCGUUUAAAGGCUUUAUCAUGGAAGAUCCACCACUACGAUAAAGUCAAUGUGUAUUAAAGACACUGGUGGGUUAUGUGUUCAAAGAAUAACUCAAUUUCUCUGCAGUGUGAUACAUUUUUAACUUAACUGACCUUUUAGAUAUAAAGUGUAACCUUUUUAAUAGAUUUUUCAAAUACUUGAAAUAUAAGGUUAUUCAGAAUCUACUGUACUCCAAAAAUAGGAUGCAACACCAGCGUAUGAAUGUGCAAUAUGCUGUAUGCAAUGGGGUGUUGGUGUGUAAUCUGUUACCGUAUUGUAUGUAUGUAAGAUAAUAUGAACUAAUACAUUUUUUUACAUCAAUCUGU
Spea bombifrons (plains spadefoot toad) is the source of this 2837-nucleotide messenger RNA. It is a transcript of the gene EXO1, whose product is annotated as exonuclease 1. The transcript has 13 exons. Gene Ontology annotation, cellular component: nucleus. Gene Ontology annotation, molecular function: DNA binding; metal ion binding; 5'-3' DNA exonuclease activity. NCBI's taxonomy places the organism in Eukaryota, Metazoa, Chordata, Amphibia, Anura, Pelobatidae. The record is from RefSeq and is a predicted model, not a curated record. Bases 70 to 2286 code for a protein of 738 amino acids. Gene Ontology annotation, biological process: mismatch repair; DNA recombination.